AGAGAGAGGGCACAUCCAGUCACCCUCCCCUCCCUCCACGAGCCACGAGACCCGUCCUGCGGCACGGGCAGCUUCAGCUUCAGUCCAAGUGGCCAUUUCAUUUGGGGGGGCAUUUAGCGCGAGAGAGGGCAAGAGAAUGGAGGUUCCACGCGUGGGACACAGCGUGAGCAGCCCCACCAGCCCCUGCGAGGACAUGAUGAAGAACCUCAGCCUGGACGCGAUCCAGCUUUGUGAUCGAGAAGGAAAUAAGUCCCAGGACAGUGGCAUUGCCGAGAUGGAGGAGCUUCCAGUUCCGCAGCACAUCAAAAUCAGCAACAUCACCUGCGACUCCUUCAAAAUUUGCUGGGACAUGGACUCCAGGGCCAAGGAGCGCAUUACGCACUAUUUCAUCGACCUCAACAAGAAAGAGAACAAGAAUGCCAACAAGUUCAAACACAAGGAUGUGCCCACUAAGCUGGUAGCGAAGGCCGUGCCACUGCCCAUGACGGUGAGGGGACACUGGUUCCUAAGCCCCCGCACCGAAUACACUGUAGCAGUGCAGACUGCAUCUAAACAGGGUGACGGAGACUACGCCGUCUCCGACUGGAGCGAGAUAGUGGAGUUCUGCACAGCCGAUUACUCCACGGUCCAUCUCACGCAGCUUCUGGAGAAAGCGGAGGCCAUCGCAGGCAGAAUGCUCUGCUUCUCUGUGUUCUACCGAAACCAGCACAAAGAGUACUUUGACCAUGCAAGGGAGGCCCAAAACAACAAGAUGCUGCCAUCGGUGAAGGACAACAGCGGGAGCCAUGGCUCGCCUAUCAGUGGGAAGCUAGAGGGCAUUUUCUUCAGCUGUAACACCGAGUUCAACACAGGCAAGCCACCACAGGACUCUCCAUACGGCCGCUACCGCUUCCAGGUGCCAGCCGAGGUGCUCUUCAACCCUGGCACCAACCUGUACUUCGCCGACUUCUACUGCAUGUACACGGCCUACCACUACGUCAUCCUGGUGCUUGCACCACGUGGCUCACCGGGAGACGACUUCUGCAAGCAAAGGCUCCCCCUGCUGGACAUCGCUGACAACCGCUUCCUGACAUGCGUGCAGGACGAGGAUGGGCGCCUGACCUUCCGCCACGCUCAGGACCUCAUCCUGGAGGUCAUCUACACGGACCCAGUGGACCUGAGCCUGGGCACGGUGGCAGAGAUUAGUGGUCACCAGCUAAUGAGCCUGUCCACAGUCAAUGCCAAGAAGGACCCCAGCUGCAAAACCUGCAACAUCAGCGUGGGCCGCUAGCCAACCCACUUGACCUUCAACCCCUGGACGUCUCAUUCAACAUCUUGUAUUUCCCCAUCCCACCCCUUUUUCCCUGAGGUCUCUUCUCCAACCCACCCAUAAUCUCCCUUUUGGGGCCUGAAGGUUCUCCACAGCAGUUGUUCCCAACCCUGGUCCUGGAAGGUCCCUGCCCCGCACAUUUUGGUGUUUUUCCCGCUCAGCCACACAUAUAAAUUGCAGUGGGAAUGGGGGACACUUUUCAGAAUCCAAAAUUUUUGUCCCCUCCCAUUUUCCAAGUUAGUUAGAGGUUGUAUGGGAAAUUGCUAAACGUGGUAAACUCUUCAUGGCCAACUGUAAUAACUCAAAUUUUUAAACUGUAAGUGAGAGUGGUAAGAGUAAAACGUUUUUUGUUUUUCCUCUUGGAAAGUAAAAUGGAAGUAAAAAGGACUCAGUAUUCACUUUCAAUAGUACUCGAGUACAGUAAAAACCUUCCAAAAUAAUACAUAAAUAUAGUAACAAAGCACAAAUACUACAAGUAUUUUCCACCCAUUUGUGUCGAUCAGUCUGCUACACUUAUUUCCAUGGUUACACUACACUUGUUUCCCUGGCUACACUAAAGAUUUCUAAGAACACACAACCCAUUACUGGCUAAAUGCUAUUAUGGUGUAGAUGAAGAGGCAAAGAAAUUGCCGCAUCUUCAAAACUAUCAAGCAUGAAACAAAGAAAGGAGAUGUACAUCAUUUGCUGAGAGGAUAAUCAUUUCUGUCAGCAAUAACUUCAAUAACUUUACAGUACUGUCCAAGUUCAUAGUGCCCCUAAUGUUUAAUUUUCCUGCAUAUAACAUGUUUUCCACACAUGGGACACAUAUCUACAUGCUUAAUUGGAGUUUUUUGGGAGGGUAGUUUUCAGCCAUGCUAACUUAUUACAUCCACAGGCUAAUGACAGGCUUAUGUCUGUCGGACAAUUUUGAUGCCCACUAUUUUGUGGCGCUCCUUCAAGAAAUGUCAAAUUGGUUUUGAAAUAAUAAUAAUAAUAAUAAUAAUAAUAAUAAUUUUUAUUGAUACAGCACUUUUCAUGCUGGUGGCAGCUCAAAGUGCUUUACAGACAGGUAAUAAAACAUAGUCAUACAAGUCCAGAUGUUACAUUCAGUUUGUUCUCACCCUAAUAAUCUACAUUCCCACCCACUUUGAACCAAAAUUUUCUCAUGGUUGUCCCCAGACGUUCUCUUUAUGAGAUCACGUCUGGCCCUGCGAGACCACUUGCGCACUAGGAGCAUAACGAUGCACGUAUUUUCAUGUUCAAUUCUGAGGUCGAGAGUUAGUAAGAUUUUUAAAAAUGUUAAA
Colossoma macropomum (tambaqui) is the source of this 2592-nucleotide messenger RNA. RefSeq names its product phytanoyl-CoA 2-hydroxylase interacting protein-like b (gene phyhiplb). Gene Ontology annotation, cellular component: cytoplasm. Bases 137 to 1270 code for a protein of 377 amino acids. The record is from RefSeq and is a predicted model, not a curated record. The transcript has 5 exons. Gene Ontology annotation, molecular function: protein binding. Lineage: Eukaryota; Metazoa; Chordata; Actinopteri; Characiformes; Serrasalmidae.